AUGGAUGAUCCCACCAACGAGUACCAACACGAGGAAUGGAUCGAACAGGGACUUCUGGCUUGUGGACGCAAGUACUUUGCAAUUCUGCUCCUCUCAGUCCCUGUGCAUACUCGUGCUCAAGGACACCAGCAGCAUUCACUACAAAUUUUUACCAAGCAGGCAACCAUCGAUUUGGAGUCACAAAAGCAGAUUCACGCUCAUAUUCAAAAGCAUUCCGCCAGCUCGAGAGAGAUAAAUGCCUCUGUCCCGAGCGGUGACAGGGCAGCAACAUUCCCGUUGGAGCAAUUCGAUGAAGAGGUCAACGUGAGCGCUAGUGGAGGUGCUGUUGCGUCCACGCCAGUGGAAGUGGGCAAGGCAAGGGAAACCGUCAGAGGACUCCACAGUGAACUGGACAAGGAAACAGCUGCAGAUAAAAUUGACGUCAACGACUCCUACAAAUACAACGAACACGGAUUUAUGAAGGUGCCUGGUGGGAAAUCAGAUCAAAGGGAUAGCACCCAGCAGUUCCCCCGGUCUCUAUCGAGCCUGCACGGGCUCGCCGUCAGCGAAGGCGGAAACGUGCUGGAUAACGACGGGCGUGCUGUCGGUAAAGUUGUCGAGGGCGACCCUAACGAUUUGGUCGGGCAGAUUGUGAACGGCUAUGGGGAGAUUCUGGACGAGGAUGGGGAUCUUAUUGGCUGUGUCGAUCCUUUGAAUGAGGGUGCUGCGAGCGAGGGAGGUAGAGACUAUAGAGUCUGGGGCGAUGAUCCCAGUGUUUAUGCCCUAGGAAGGGAGGAGGCUUCUCUACAUAUAGACAUGAAGAAGCACUAUCCAACCCCGGUGAUAGUAGCAGAGACCCGUGAGGCGUCCGAGAAAGAGAUGGAGGCGGAUGUAGAGCUUCCCCUUCCAGCGUCGACUGAAAACCUCAUUCAAGCUGGCCAGGAAGGUAUAGACGCCGACGACCGGCUCCCUGAUAUCUCCUCCCUCGACGGCCUGACCUGCAACACCCUUGGCGGGAUCGUCACUUCGAAUGGCAUUACCGUCGGGGAACUGAUCGAUGGCGAUGCCAUGAGAAUCUGUAUCGAUGAUCUCUACCUCGACAACCAAGGCCAGUUCAAGGACGGCAGGGGGAUCGUCAUUGGCAGGGCUAGGCCAUUGCCGAGCAGCCAGGGUCAGGUGCGGAGUGACGCCAGCGUAUUAGAAGAGGCGAUGCCAGAACCCAUCUUAGAUAACGAAGAGUCGGGCACUCACGGUGCCGGCUCUGGAGAACUCGACGAUUUCUUCGUGGGUAAUGACGGGGUGGUAUAUGAUUCUUCCGGCCGGGCUGCUGAGAGGUUGGCCGGCAGAGACCGCGACAAGCGCGACGGGCUCGCAUCUCGUCCAUUGAAUGUGGGUUCAACGACAGAGAAAGACGAUAUACUAGGAAGGACAGAUUCUGAGGAACUAUCACUGCCUCGGAACGAUGAGACUGGCUGGUUCAGCUUUGACAUCGAGAUUAGAGAUUCUGAGCCAGAGCCCGAGCCAGACCCUCGCGCAAAACAUGCACGGUUCGAUAUGCAGAAUCUGACCCAUAUCAUUGUCGAUGACAACGGCUAUGUCGUCAAUAACGGACAUUUGGUGGACAAGAUGUGUGCCAUUGUCCGGCAGACAGAGGAUGAUGUGGACCCUUUGUGUAGGCAAAUCACUCUAGACAUUGAAGAAGCCAACCUCAAACCAAAAAAUCGUCUCGCAGCAGAGCGCCUCGUCGAGGAUAUCAGAGCCCUAAUAACCACAGCCGGGAAUAUCCUGCAAGAUUGCAACAAUACCCUCCGCUCUCUCAACCCAGAGGGUCAGAUUGUGUCGACAAUGAAAUCCAACAGUCAACCCUACACCGUCCCCGACGCCAUGAAGAGCGAGUACCGACUCGCCAGCCUCCUCAAAGACCUCGCCCGGACUGUGAUUGACACCAUCACCACUGGCCGACACCGGCUGUCCGAAAUGUCGAAGGAAAUGCCCUAUGCCGGUCGGAAGAUCAAUCCGCUAUGGACACUUCUCUCAAACCGGCUCUUCGACAUCAUCGCUACUGUGGGCCUGCUGCAUGCUGGUGUUCUUGGAAUGCUUAGUAGUCUGCUCAAUGGGCCAUGGCUGGCAAAGGUCCUUCGGCGCUUGUUGGUAGCGAUUGGGCUUGACAGCGUUCUUGGCCGGCUGGGUGCUGAAGGGCUGCUUGCGGCUCUGUUAGAUGGCGAGGCGUGGGUCUACAGACUUCUUGAAGAGAUGAGUGCAAAUGUUGGGGACUUGCUGAAGGCGUUCUUGAAUCUGUUUGGACUGCAUGGGGUGCUGGAGUGGAUGAGAGUGGGAAUGGUUAGUGAGGCGUUGGAGCUAGAAAGAUAG
Molecule: messenger RNA, 2349 nt
Organism: Aspergillus nidulans FGSC A4
Lineage: Eukaryota; Fungi; Ascomycota; Eurotiomycetes; Eurotiales; Aspergillaceae
Product: DUF3659 domain-containing protein
Exons: 3
Coding region: 1-2349 (782 amino acids)
Source: RefSeq, a predicted model, not a curated record